ACAUACAAAAUGCGCAGGGCAGGGUGGGGACCAUGAGGACCGGAAUUGGAAACCACUGUCUUAAGUGAUUUAAAAAUGGAAACACUUCAAACUGAAAAACAAAACCACAGUUGUUAAUUCCUUUAAAGUCCCUAAAAUGUAUUAAAAUAUUGGUAACUAUGUAUCUGCUUUGUACCUAUCUACAGUCUUAUAUGUAUGGUGACUACAUCGUAUAUGACUUCUGGCUUGGAAAGGUGUAUGAUCUCAGCAUCCAAAUAGUUGUGAAGCUUUCCAAUGGUGCACGGUAAUGUGAUCAAAAUGUCUUCUUAUGUUCUAUGAGUGAGGAAGAUGGAGCAAAAUUGUAUGAUAUUUACCCUCACAUCAGUGAUGUGGGUUUGUUCUUUGAUGAUGCCUAUGGGUUCUAUCCAGGUCAGGUUUUGAUUGGUCCUGCAAAGGUGUUUGCAAAUGUGCAGUGGCUUUAUGGUGUGAAACCAGUUCUCAGUAAGAAAAGCAAGUUCCGAGUUGUUGUGGAGGAGGUUCAAGUAGUGGAGCUCAAGGUAACAUGGAUUACGAAAAGUUACUCUCCAAAGGGUUCAGACAGUGUCUUCCCACCACCUUCGACUAUCACACAGGAGAACCUUUCCAGGUGCAAUCAACUUUCCACAUGGCAGUGUAUAAUUUUGGAUAUUUAUUACUGCUUGCUAUGGAUGAAAAAAUUAAGAAAUAAAAGAGUAACAAACUAUUUACACAACCUUUGGCCUAAACUGGCAGAGAUAGGUGGACAGUAAUUUAUACUGUUAACUUAGGCCGUACUCACACUAGGUACAGUUGCCUCGAACCGGGCCAAAGCACGCUUGUC
Molecule: messenger RNA, 838 nt
Organism: Danio rerio (zebrafish)
Lineage: Eukaryota; Metazoa; Chordata; Actinopteri; Cypriniformes; Danionidae
Source: RefSeq, a predicted model, not a curated record